AAUAAUAAAAUCUUAUUUCUUAAUAUUUAAUUAAAAUACAGCUUAAAUUAAAAUAAAAUGAGUUCAAUGUCUAAUUUAGAGAAUCACAACCCUCAAGUAAUAAGACAAAUCACGAAAGAAGUCAAGACUUUAUCAACGGAAACAUUAGAAGGAAUUAAAAUAAACAUAAAUGAGGCAGAUCUUACUGAUAUACAAGCUAUUAUUGAUGGCCCAGCUGGAACACCUUACAGUGGCGGAAAAUUCCGUGUAAAAUUAACGCUUCCUAAAGACUUCCCUUCAAGCCCACCGAAAGCAUAUUUCAUGACUAAAAUUUUCCACCCAAAUGUUGCAAGCAACGGAGAAAUCUGUGUAAAUACACUCAAAAAGGACUGGAAGCCUGAUCUCGGAAUCAAACAUAUACUUUUAACUAUCAAAUGCCUCUUAAUCGUACCCAACCCAGAAUCCGCACUGAACGAGGAAGCUGGAAAAUUACUAUUAGAACAUUACGAUGAUUACUCGCAAAGAGCAAAAUUAUUGACCGAAAUCCAUGCCAGAGCAAGUUCAAGUAAAAAGGACGAUGCUGAAGAAGACGGCUGCAGUUCUAGCAAAAAAAUAGCGUCUGAUAAAAAGAUCCAGGACAAGAAAAAAGAGAAACUUAUAAAGGAGAAAAAGAGAAUCUUGAAACGUCUUUGAAAAGCCAUAAAAUUAAAGUUUUUUAAAAAUUUAUCAUUAUCACAAAAUUCAGGAUCUCUGUUCACAAUCCAAAAGAAGC
Chironomus riparius is the source of this 751-nucleotide messenger RNA. NCBI's taxonomy places the organism in Eukaryota, Metazoa, Arthropoda, Insecta, Diptera, Chironomidae. The record is from the annotation of a GenBank genome assembly.